AUGGCACCACCACGAAAAAAGGCAACAGUUAGAAAAGAAAAUGCAAAGCAAGCAUCUAUUUUCAAACAAGCAAAAAACGUAGAGAUUCAACACGAAGCAGAAAAAGAAGUUUUAUUGCCGAGACUGAAAAAUGAAGUGUUUUAUCUGAAAAAGGAAGUGGAAGAACUGAAGGAAAAUCUGAAAUCUUCUAACAAAAAUCUGCUAGAUGCACAACUGGAAAUAAAAAGAUUGAAAAGUGAAAACGAUAUUCUUAUUGCAACAAGAAAGUACGAAAAUGAUCAAUUUUCAUCUUCGCUUCUCGAGAAACAAAAAGAAGGCAUCGAUCUCAAGUGUAGAGCUGACCAACUGCAGAAACGUGUUGACGCAUUGGUCGAAGAGUCGCCAAGCCGCGGAAAAUGCCUGAAAGAAUAUAGUAUGAUUAAGGCUACCAGCACCAAGAAAGAUCGUUAUGAAAGAAUUAUUAAAAUGAUUUCUUCAUUUGUGGGACAUCUCAAUGUUGACGCCUUCUUGUAUGACUUCUUGAAAAUGGCAGACGAAGAUGAGGAAUUGAAUUUCACUAUGAAGUUGUCUCCCUGGAAUUGCUUCUUCAUUGCUGUAAAACAUCAACUAUCAGACGGAUUUUUAAAAGAUUUCAAGCAAUUCACAAAAGAGCAUUUGCAUAUUGAUAUUUUUGCAUCUCGUCAGAAAAUUGAGGAAGUAAAGAAGAAGUUCGCAACUUCUAAAUAUUACACGUUUGAACGUCAGACUGUAAUGAAACCAUCACGAAGUGGGAAGCAAGUCAUGGCAGAAACCGCGCUUGUAAAGGCCAAUGAUGUCCACGAGUUACUGUCUAGACGAUUGGAAGUGUUGAGUCGGCAUGGACGUCUUCUUUUCGAUGAUGGCACAAAAGACAACAUCGUUAUUGGAGUUGGUGGAGAUAAGGGUUCUGACACAACCAAACUUGUCAUCGUCUUAGAAAACGUCGACAGUCCCAAUGAUCCCCAUGCAGUACUUCUCCUUGGCCUUUACACUGGCAACGACAGUCACUCCCUUUUGAAACAGAAUUUUGCAUCAGUUUUCGAUCAAUUAAACCAACUUCAUAGUGUGCGAUAUUUUGAUGGAAGCAAUAAUGUUGAAAAAGCUGUUGUUAUGAAGCCACUGGGAGACUGCAAGUUUGUGUCGGCAAUGUAUGGUCACGCAGGACAAAACUCCAAAUCUCCUUGCUAUGUGUGCAAUUUAGCAUGGUCUACACAUGGAUCCGACACUGCCAGUCUUAAGAAUUUCGAUUUUGAGUUGUCCGGAGAAAUUCGUACUCUUUCCGAUCUUAAAAAAACCGGCGUUCCUCUUCUCGAUGUUGAUCCUUUGAACGCUGGCCCUCCUGGAGUUCACACUAUUCUUGGAAUUUGUCAGUAUUAUUGUAUAGAUUGGCUCAUUGCAAUGGCUAUCAACUUUGACACUGGCUCAUCAUCUCCAGCAAAUCUGAAACAACUAAAGAAAGACUUGAAGAAACUGGUUUUGGAAACAGAAGAAACAACUAAUUUAGUUGAUUCUCUAGAAAGUUCACUGGAAAGAAUUAACGAUGCCGUGACUACCAUUCAAAAAAACUGCAAGACUACUAAGCCAAAACAAAAGAAUUCUUCUCACUGCACAUCUUCGUUUUGUAUUGUUGGAUCUUCUAAAAAGUCAUCGUUUCGUGAUUCUUCAAUCUUCCAGUGCACUUCGUGUAAAGCUGCCAUUCACGAUGUUUGUGCAUUUUACAUUACGGAAGAGCAGCGACUUGUGAUGGACCAAACGAAUGCAGUUUGUUUGGAUUGUCGUCAUGGAAUGAUUCCGUCGAUUCCCGAUCGUCUCUCUCUGGCCCUUGAAAUUCAGAAAUCGGUGAACGAGCAGCUCCUGCAAGCUCAGGAUAUCUUAGAAGUUGCUGAUAAUGAGCGAUUGAAAUUGGAGCAACAUCUUAAAGGCUCCCGUAUUCAAAGUGAAGUUUCGACUCGUCAACUUCUCGAAGCUGCCCUCAGAAGUAUCGGAUGUGACAGUAGAAUUUGGUACCAAGAUUUGACAGGGAACCAGGCUCGAAAGUUUCUCCGCCAUUCUUCCAUUGAUAAAGUUCUUGCGGUUUUCACUUCUAACAGCAGAAGAGCUCCAAACGCUUCGGAAAAACAAAAAAUCGAUUUGAUGCGAUCAGUGAUGUUGGAUCUUGCUACAUUGAUGUCGGCCGCCUCGAAUUCAGUGAAAAAUGAUGAUGAGAUUGAGGAAAUUGAGAGAGUUUUGGAGAGAUUUGUUGGAAAUCUUCGCGAAGCUCAACCAGAUGCUUCUGUGACUCCAAAGCUUCAUUUAUUGUCGUCACAUCUCAUUCCAUAUCUGAAGCGUUAUCGUAGUUGGGGAAGAGUGACUGAGCAAGGAAUCGAAAGCUUGCAUGCCAUCUUCAACAGGCUCAACGUUCGAUUUGCCGCUGUUCGGGAUCCGAUCCAGAAAGCUACUCUUAUCGUCGAUCGAUUAUCCCAUUUCAAUCUUAUUUUUGAUAUUGGUUCUUCUUGGUUCAAAGAGGAAUAG
Caenorhabditis remanei is the source of this 2529-nucleotide messenger RNA. RefSeq lists its product as uncharacterized. NCBI's taxonomy places the organism in Eukaryota, Metazoa, Nematoda, Chromadorea, Rhabditida, Rhabditidae. The transcript has a single exon. The record is from RefSeq and is a predicted model, not a curated record. The coding region runs from base 1 to 2529 and encodes 842 amino acids.